CAGCCUGCAGCCUCACUGCUCCGCUGGGUUCCAGGGCUCUGGCCUUGGCUGCCCAGGCCCAGACAGCCCAAGCAGUCCUUGCCUACCACCUGCCUGAGCCUCUGGGCGCCCGAGAGGGUCUGUGCACAGUUUCAGGAUGCGGGCUCCGGGUGCGGGCACGGCCUCCGUGGCCUCGCUGGCGGUGCUGUGGCUGCUGGGGCUCCCGUGGACCUGGAGCGCGGCGGCGGCGCUCGGCGUGUACGUGGGCGGCGGCGGCUGGCGUUACCUGCGCAUCGUCUGCAAGACCGCGAAGCGGGACCUCUUCGGCCUCUCUGUGCUGAUCCGCGUGCGACGUGAACUGCACCACCACCAGCGUGCCGGCCACACCAUCCCGAGCAUAUUCCAGGAGGUGGCGCGGAGGCAGCCCGAGCGCCUGGCCCUCGUGGAUGCGGGCAGUGGCGUGUGCUGGACCUUCGGGCAGCUGGACGCCUACUCCAACGCCGUGGCGCACCUGUUCCUGCAGCUGGGCUUUGCGCAGGGGGACGUGGUGGCGCUUUUCCUGGAGGGCCGGCCCGAGUUCGUGGGGCUCUGGCUGGGCCUGGCCAAGGCCGGCGUGGAGGCCGCGCUGCUCAACACCAACCUGCGGCGUGAGCCCCUGGCCUUCUGCCUGGGCACAUCGGGCGCCAAGGCCCUGGUCUUUGGAGGGGAGCUGACAGCUGCGGUGGUAGAGGUGAGCGGGCAGUUGGGGAAGAGUCUGCUCAAGUUCUGCACUGGUGACCUGGGGCCGGAGUGCAUCUUGCCUGCCGACACCCACCUUCUUGACCCACUGCUGCAGGAGGCCUCCACCACACCCCUUGAGCAGCCCCCUGGCAAAGGCAUGGAUGACCGGCUCUUCUAUAUCUACACGUCGGGGACCACGGGGCUGCCCAAAGCUGCCAUCGUUGUGCACAGCAGGUACUACCGCAUCGCGGCCUUUGGUCACCAUGCUUACCGCAUGGAAGCCCUGGACGUCUUGUACGACUGCCUGCCACUGUACCACUCCGCAGGGAACAUCAUGGGCAUGGGGCAGUGUCUCAUCUACGGGCUCACUGUUGUCAUCCGCAAGAAGUUCUCGGCCAGCCGCUUCUGGGACGACUGCGUCAAGUACAAGUGCACGGUGGUCCAGUACAUCGGGGAGAUCUGCCGCUACCUGCUCAAGCAGCCGGUGCGCGAAGCCGAGGGCCAGCACCGCGUGCGCCUGGCCGUUGGCAACGGGCUGCGGCCGGCCAUCUGGGAGGAGUUCACGCAACGCUUCGGCGUGCGCCAGAUCGGCGAGUUCUACGGCGCCACCGAGUGCAACUGCAGCAUCGCCAACAUGGACGGCAAGGUCGGUUCCUGCGGCUUCAACAGCCGCAUCCUGCCCAACGUCUACCCCAUACGGCUGGUGAAGGUCAACGAGGACACGCUGGAGCUGCUGCGCGACGCCCAGGGUCUCUGUGUCCCGUGCCAGACUGGGGAGCCGGGCCUGCUCGUGGGCCAGAUCAAUCAGCGGGACCCCCUACGCCGAUUCGACGGCUACGUGAACGAGAACGCCACCAGCAAGAAGAUCGCCCACAGCGUCUUCCGCAAGGGCGACAGCGCCUACCUCUCAGGUGACGUGCUGGUGAUGGACGAGCUGGGCUACAUGUACUUCCGGGACCGCAGCGGGGACACCUUCCGCUGGCGCGGGGAGAACGUGUCCACCACGGAGGUGGAAGGCGUGCUGAGCCGCCUGUUGGGCCAGACGGACGUGGCCGUGUACGGGGUGGCUGUGCCAGGAGUGGAGGGCAAAGCAGGCAUGGCGGCCAUCGCAGACCCUCGCGGCCAGCUGAGCCCCAACGCACUGUACCAGGAGCUGCAGAAGGUGCUGGCGCCCUACGCCCGGCCCAUCUUCCUGCGCCUCCUGCCCCAGGUGGACACCACAGGCACGUUCAAGAUCCAGAAGACUCGGCUGCAGCGGGAGGGCUUCGACCCGCGCCAGACCACAGACCAACUCUUCUUCCUGGACCUGAAGCAAGGCCACUACCUGCCCCUGGACGAGGGGGUCUACAGCCGCAUCUGCUCCGGUGCCUUUGCACUCUGACCUGACUCCCAGAAGUCCUACCUGGACCUCCCUCCCACCGCCCCUCCUUGCCACCUCCACCGCUGCACCCUGCUGUCCCUCUCCACCUUCCUCCCUGGGUCUUAGGGCCCGUGGCCUCCCCAUGUGCCGUCCUUCGCCUUACCUCCCCUCCUCUCCGCUGCCAGAGCCGGGCAGACGUUACCUAGGAGGUGCGCCCCGUCUAGCCCUCGGCAGCUAUUGCGUCUGUGAACCAGCCUGCAUCCCCCUCUGCCUCGGAGCGUUGGUGGCGUAGUGGGUUCUUGUUGGGCGGCUAACCACAAGGUCAGCAGCUCAAAACCACCAGCUGCUUCACAGCAGACAGACUAGGCUUUCUGCUUGUGUAAAGAUUUACUGUCUCGGAAACUCACCGGGGAAGUGAUACUAUGUCCUGUAGAGUCUCUGUGAGGCAGAAUCAGAGUGAUGGCAGUGGGUUUGGAUUAUGGCCUUUGUGCCCCCCUUCGCCUGCCCUCCCUCCCUCCCACAUCCUCCCCUGCAUCCUUCCCCACCUCUCACCUGCCCAGCUGUGCCUUAUGGAGCCCCACCCAGGGCUCCCUCAGCUGCCCUUCCAAACCCCAGGCUGGGAUCCCCCUCCUGCUGAGAUGAGCAGUGAGGGUAGUCUGUCUGCCCCCCAGCCCACCCAGGUGUGUGUGUGUGUGUGUGUGUGAAUGACAAUGAAUAAGGGGGAUAUUGGCAGGGGACCCCCCCCACACACCUCAACUGGAAAUCUCGCCUGGGGAGUUUUGCACAUCCCUCCUCCUGCUGGGUCCCAGGCCUGCCGGCCGCUUCGGAUGCAACAGAAGCGUCUGGAAUAGACCGUUUGUGAUUGCCUGCCCUGGCCAGGAAUCUCCACAGAGCUGCAGCCCCAGGGCCCGGAAGGUGGCAUGCUGGCUGCUUGGUGGACGGCACUGAACCUGGUCAUGUUGGGGCUCAGGCACACUUUUUAGUGGGGCCUCGAGGGUCUCCCCAUUUGAAGUGGCUCUUGGAGGGACCCCUGGAGUGGCACCUGAGAUGACCUCCCGGGUCCCCAGAUCCCCCCAGUGGUGAUGCCUUGGAUGCCCCCACUGCCCUGGCUAUGGACACUGAGACCAUUGGUAGUGGCAUGCGGGGCUCCUUGGGCAUGCCGUCACAUUGGACGCUGAUCUCAAGACACCCACACCAGCCUCGCUGGGGGCCAACCGCCCAGCCCCCCAGGUGCCGGAUUCUGUUUCCUGGUUGAGUUUAAGAAAUAAACCUGUGGAGUGUGGCCUCA
This is a messenger RNA of Echinops telfairi (small Madagascar hedgehog), 3347 nucleotides long. It is a transcript of the gene SLC27A1, whose product is annotated as solute carrier family 27 member 1. Gene Ontology annotation, biological process: negative regulation of phospholipid biosynthetic process; adiponectin-activated signaling pathway; long-chain fatty acid import into cell. NCBI's taxonomy places the organism in Eukaryota, Metazoa, Chordata, Mammalia, Afrosoricida, Tenrecidae. Gene Ontology annotation, molecular function: long-chain fatty acid-CoA ligase activity; long-chain fatty acid transmembrane transporter activity; fatty acid transmembrane transporter activity. Gene Ontology annotation, cellular component: plasma membrane; mitochondrial inner membrane. Bases 137 to 2080 code for a protein of 647 amino acids. The record is from RefSeq and is a predicted model, not a curated record. The transcript has 13 exons.